This is a messenger RNA of Monodelphis domestica (gray short-tailed opossum), 10661 nucleotides long. The record is from RefSeq and is a predicted model, not a curated record. NCBI's taxonomy places the organism in Eukaryota, Metazoa, Chordata, Mammalia, Didelphimorphia, Didelphidae.
AUGGAUGAUGACAUGGUGGACAAUGGGGAAACAUGGAACCUGAGCACCAGGGACUCAAGCAUUCCAGAAGAAUCCCCCAAACUUGCACAUCCUCCUUAUUUCCUAUGGCAACAAACUCCAAACCAUACUUCCACAUCUUUCAACACAAUAUUUAGUGUUCCUGGCAUAUGUGAUUUUGCUGCUUCGGUAUCUAAUCCCCACAACUACAUCUUCUUCAUUCAAUGUCUUCCCGGGCACAUCAAAAUAGGAGGUUCAGUUAUUGAUGGGAAGCCUGAUUUUCCACCAAGGAGGAACCACAGUCGCCUUUGGUUGCCUGAGAACAGACACUCCUCUCUGGAGCUGGGAUUUGGUGUUCAUACUUCCUCAGAUAAUAUAACUUCUCUAGUGUUUGAUUUUGGGGAUGGUACUGUAGUUCAAGUCAGCAUCAAAGAAGGGUCUGAUGAAGUAGAAAUCAUUGCUUAUCACCAAUAUAGAAAAGAAGGUACAUAUAUGAUCAAAGUGAUUAUUUUCAAUGAGUUUCAUGGCACUGAAAAGGAGUUAGGACCUUAUUACAUAGAAAUAUCUCAAGAAGAUUUGGUGGUAUUCAUGAAUUCUAGCAGUGUCCAUAAGGAUGAAGUUAUACUUUUCUCCAGCACCUUCCAAAGAACAACAACUAGAAUAUAUACCAGAAGAUCUGUUGUUAUGCAUAGAUUUUCAUCUAUUUCUUCAUAUGAUAUAUUUUUAAUGGCACCAGAUAGAGAAAGUGGUUGCCUAGCUUGGGCCAGUGUGAAUGUUCAAUAUCAAAUGCAAGCUGUUUCUAUCUUUACUAAUGGAACAGUAUUUGCCACUGAUUAUGAAAUCACAUUUUCUGUUCUUACAAAUGAAACAAGUCCACUUGAAUUUGUUUGGCAUUUUGGAGAUGGUUCAUGGGGGAGAACAACUUCAAGAAGUAUUAAAAAAAGAUAUAGCAUUCCCAAGAGGUAUCAUGUAAUAGUUAAUGCUGCCAAUCAGAUCAGCUCUGUCGCCUCUCACAUUCACACUAUCAGUAUAGAGAGGAAAAUUGUUCCAAAUCGGCUUGUAUCCAGCUCGUCAGCUCUGAUAAAUUCCAGUGUGAGUUUUGAGUGCAGAAUCAAUUUUGGUACAAAUGUUACUUACUUGUGGAACUUUGGGGAUGGUAUUAUCCAUCUUGGGAAAUGGACCGAGAAGCAUAUAUAUAAGAGGGGAGGAGAAUUUACAGUGGAGGUUCUUAUCUUUAAUAGUGUCAGUUCUGCUGCUCUAAAAAAGCAAGUUUUCAUCGUGCCCCAACCUUGCCAGCCACCUUUGGUGAAAAACAUGGGGCCUGGGAGAAUACAGAUUUGGCGACAUCAACCUCUUAAGCUUGGAGUUACUUUUGAAGUUCCCAUUCAAUGUGACAUUUCCCAAGGCCUUGAUUACAGUUGGUCCUUAAUAAAGUCUGAUGGCUCACUAGUAUUGUUUCCGGCUGCCCUCAACCAGCACAGACAAACCAUUCUUCUUCCCAGCUACUUUCUUGAAUAUGGAAACUAUACUGCAUUUGCAAAGGUUAAAAUAAAAGGCAAUGUGGUGUAUAGUAAUUAUUCUGUAGAUAUUGAGGUGAUUUCUCGGCCACCUGUCAGUGUGAUUUCAGAGGGGACACACUUGAUGAUCUCUAAGACCCCCUUUUCUAUUGUUGUACUCAAUGGCUCACAGUCCUUUGAUCCUGAUGAUCCUGGAACUCAUUUAAAGUAUUACUGGAAAUGUGCCCCGGCAAGUAAACGAAAUCAGAUGUGUUUCAACUCUCCCAGAUAUAGUUUAUUCAACAGCAGUGCAUCUAUCAUCAGUUUCCCAGCAUCACUUCUUAAUGACUCCUAUGAUCAAUUUUUAGUGACACUAACAGUGUCAAAUGAAAAUCAAAACUCUUCUGAAGCCCAGAUGUUCUUAUCAGUUCAAUCAGACUCUACAUUCAGACCACUCUACAUUUCUUGGGUCAACUUUAAAGACAAUUCUGUGAACUGGAAUGAAGAAUUUUCUCUCCAAGUGAAGUGUGAAGAAUGCACCAACAUGCCUAACAUUUCUUAUUCUUGGGAUCUUUUUUUAAUCAAUGCAACUGAAACAAAUGACAUAAAAGUUUCCUUUUGUAGGGCUGCAGAUCUGCUAAGCCCAUCAAGCCUUGUUGAUGCCAUCUUCACAAUUCCAAAGUCAAAUCUACAAAUGAGUAUUCCUGCCCUUACAACCACACCCUUCCCAAGAGAUAUUCCUGGGCAGUCUAUCAGGCAGCUGACCCAGUUAGCUCAAGUGAAAACCUCAAUUUCUGCAGCAUCCAUAAACAUUACAAUUGGAUUUCAUCAUGCAAGUGAUACCAGUCACAGGGAGAGCAGCAGUCCCUCAGCUAUGGAAGAUCAGGUACUGGAAAGGCUACUUAGCCCAAUUAGAGGCUUACAAGAAAAAAAACCUGUCAUAAGAUCCAUCCAGAGAGAAAAGUCAGCAAACAGUGAGCUACCACAAAAUUCUUCUUACAUUUCUGAUUUUGAAGCUUAUUAUAGCGAUAUCAAGGAGGCAAUAGAAACAUCAAGAGGAAGACAACCAGGGGGUAGUAUCAGUAUUACAGAAUCAAGGGAAAAUGAAGAGCCAGAUACUGUGUCAGACAAUGAUGAUGGUUACAAUCUAAUUGAUUCAUCUUACUCCACUGAAAAUAGAGGACCAUUGCUUAUGGUGGAUUGGUCCAAAUCAUUAAUUAGUAGAUCUGUUUUUCAAAGCUACACAUCUUCAGGUAUUACAUCAAGAACUGUUACAUUUAAACCAUUUUCCCUGAGAGGUGGAGAGACUUAUGUGCUACAAGCUUCUGUGGUCUCAAGCCACAGACCAUUAGGCAAAGCACAGUUAUAUUUUACUGUCAAUGAAGUUCCAAAGGAGAUGGAAUGCCAAGUACAGCCCAUUCAUGGUUAUGAGGCUUAUACAAUCUUCAGUGUUUUCUGCAUGUCUGGGAAAGCAGAUUAUCUCUAUGAAUUCAGCUACCAAAUAGGAAAAUCCUCCAAAAUACCUUUAUAUAGAGGAAGAGAUAUACAAUAUUACUUUACUUUGCCAGCUGGUGAGCUUGUUGACAAAUACAAAGUAACAGUCUAUACUGAGAUCACAAACAGAUAUGGCUCUAAAUCUCAUCCCUGUGCUGUGAAUGUGACAGUAUUGCCAAGUUUCCAUAGGAGCAUAUCAUCUUUGAAUUACAGGCCAGAAGAGGAUCUGUAUAAUUCAGGACUAAAAAACCUAACCACUCUUCUACUUAUGGGGAACUUUGGAGAAAUUAGAAAUUAUAUCACAAUGCUAACCAGUAUCCUGAAUGAUUUCUAUACAGAAGACCAAAGUUCUACAUUAAGCCUACAGUCACAAAUGAGGAAUUUAUUGAUUUCUUCAGUAUGUACUUUAUCUUUUCAGGAUCAGGAAGAAAUGGCUGAUUCUAUUCUAAUGCUGAAUGAACUAAUAAGUAUCUCCAAACAGGUAACAUUUAGUAGUACAGUUCUGAUCAUCAAAUAUGUCAGAAAAUUAAUUGAUCACAGCAACUUAUCUGGGCAAUUUGUGAUGAAUAAGGAGUUGAUGUCCAACGUGAUCUUUCUAGUAUCAAGGGCACUGGAGGUGAAAGAAAAGGAAAAAUCCAGGAAUGCAAAGUAUUUCAGAGAAGGAAUUAGAAACAUUGUAUUCUUGCUAUUGGUAAGUCAUUUUUCUUCUCACAGAAAAAUUGCAUUUAUUUUAUAUUCUAAAAUGUUUAUUUCUUUUCCAGUGGCCAUUAGGACUGAUCUUGCUAAAGGGCUUUCUGCAUUAUCUCAAUGUCAUGAGAAUUCCAGAGUUCUACAUUCUCCAGAACUGUAUGACUGCUUAUACAUAAUGAUUCAAAGUUUUUUUUUCUUUUUGACAUGGCUUUGUGUUUUGUUUCAGAACUAUGUGUCUUCAGGUAAAGAAUUUCAGUUUAAUAUUAGCACUGGACAGAUGGCAUUCCAGACCAACCUGCAUUACACUUUUCACAACUCUGUUGAGCAUGUUGGCUCUGUUAAGGUCCAUUUACCAGAUGACCUAGAUGAGUACAUUUCUAAAGGAAUGGGAUUGCACGGCCAGUGCUACAUCAGUCAGUUAAUAUACUUCAAAGAAUAUCCAUAUUUGGAGGAAAUAGUUCCUGUUCAGACUGGUGGGGUCAUGGUUGCCUUGAGCCUCUACAACUGCACUAGCAAAAGGAAGAUCAGUAUAAAAAGGCUGACAAGUCCAGUGACAGUAGCAUUUGAGAAAAGUGAUGCUCAGGAUGAUGAGCAAAAUAAGACAAUAUUUUCAUUGUUUCGUGACAAAGUGAACUUACAUUAUUUCUCUGGGCUUCCUGAGACCUCCCAGGAAUCUCUACAGAUAGUAGUAGAAUUUUCUAAAACCAUCUUAAGAACUUUCCCCAUAAUGCUGCUUGUCAGGUUCUCUGAAAAACCUACUAUUUCAACUUUUAAUGUGAAACAGAUUCACUCUUGGGAUGAACAAGUUGUUCAGAUUUAUAUACCUGCUGUUUCCCUGAAAGAUGCAGCAUCUGGUUAUUUAUCCUUGUUAGAUGCUGAUUAUGACCAAAAGCCUACAAACAAAUAUCUAGCUGACAUUGUGAACUAUACAGUUAGUUUUCACUGGAUCCGAUGCCUGUUUUGGGAUGAGGACAGAGAAUGGAAAUCAGAUGAUUCUUAUCCACAACAAGGAACUUCUCCACAAACAGUGAAUUGCAGUUAUAAUCAUUUCACAACAUUUACUGUUGUAAGAAGAAAACUAAAAGCCAACUUUGAAAUUAAUGAUGUAUCUCUAUUAAGGAGCAUCCCACAAAACCUGUUUCCCAGUAUUCUUGUUCUGCUUUCUCUGCUUCUUUUUGCUUUUUUGGCCAUUGCAAGCAAGCGUAGAGACCUACAUGAACAAAAGAAGAAUGGAUCCAUUUUCUUACAGGGAAACUCCCAGGCUAGAGACAAACAGGUCUAUUUAGUCAUUAUUGACACAGGUUUUCGAGCCCCAGCACAGUUGACUGCAAAGGUUCACAUUGUUUUCUAUGGAGAAUAUGAAUUUUCAGAGACAAGAGAGCUCUAUUGCCCAGAGAAGCCCCUUUUUGAAAGGAACUCCAGACACACCUUUAUAGUAAGUAUUCCAAAUAAUCUAGGCCCACUUUGGAAAAUUCACCUUUGGCAUGAUAACAGUGGAUGUUCUCCAAGGUGGUAUAUCAGCCAUGUAAUUGUGAAAGAUCUGAUUACGGGAGCAAGUUGGUUCUUUCCUGCUGAGUGCUGGUUAGCUGUGAACAAGUGGGAUGGGAAAGUCGAUCGAGAGCUCACACCUCUCAAAAGUGGACUUGGUUUCAGGAAACUUUUGUACUCCAAAUUCACUGAGUACCUAGAAGAUUUCCACAUGUGGAUAUCAGUAUAUAGCUGUCCGUCGUAUAGUUGCUUCACUCAUACUGAAAGGCUCACAGUUUGCCUUUUCUUGGUAUUAGGAUAUAUGUCUCUCAAUGCUGCAUUAAUUGCCAUGCAACAAGAAGAGUACUUUCCUGAAGUUGGCCUCCUUGAUGUCUCUGUAGUCUCCUUAAUGAAUGGCAUGCUCUCCAUUUUCAUCAUCUCCCCAGUGGCAUUAUUACUAUCUCUACUAUUCAGACUCAGUGAGAAAAUCACUAGGAAUCCCAUUGAUAACCAAUAUAAAUCCCAAAGAGGAUCGCCAACAUAUUCAGCAAAGGGCCAUGAUUUCCAUCAAUGGACACAGAAUAAAUAUGAGCAAAAUGCUUUGGAGGAAUUUACUCUGGUGGCUUCCUCUGGAAAUGAAAAUGAGAAAAAGGAAGAAAACAGUGCUGCCUUUGUCAGAUACUCCAGGCAUUUUGGAGACUACAGCAUUGACCUUGAUAUUCCAAAAGGAUCCCAUGCUCAUUCCAAAUGCCCCUCAGAGUCUAGCAAUGAGUUAGAAGAACCUACUCCACGAAAACUGAUGGUUCUUCCUCCUUGGUUAACCUAUGUUGCUUGGGCCACUUGUGGACUGAUUUCUAUUGCUUGUGGGUUGAUGGCAGGACUACUAGGAUAUAGGUUUGGUCCUUCAAAGUGCAUCCAGUGGAUCCAUUCUGUGUUUUUUUCCAUUGUGGGUUGUAUUUUUGUUGCCCAACCACUCAUGAUAUUCUUUGUGGCAUUGGCACUAGCUUGGAGAAAAAGAGACCACAAAGGUUUCUUUAUUGAGGCAUUAUAUGAUGCAACCAAGAACCUUGAAUAUGAAUUGCAUCAUCUUUCCAAGAAUCAUGCUCUGUACUCUUCAUACUGUUCUACUCCCAACACUGCAGCUGACUUUGAAAAAAUACUGGUAGCCCGUCAAAGAGCACGUUAUUUACAAUGGGUCCACCCACCAACUUUAGCCCAAUUAAAAGAAGCAAGAUGGAGAAUUAGAAAAGAAAUGCUCUUACAAACAGCAAUUAGAAACUUUUUGACCCAUAUACUAAUGCUGUUUUUACUUAUAUUUAUUAUAUUUGGAAAAAUUUCCCACCAUGAAUACUAUCUUAAUCGAGCCAUCCAAAAUGAGUUCACAAGAAAUGCUAGAAACCCUUUCAUUGACAUAAAGAAUGCUGAUGACUGGUGGAACUGGAGUUUGACAACUUUAUUGGAUGGCCUAUACUGGGAUAAAGAGAAUAACGAUGAUAUCCCAAGGAUUCAGUCUGGACCUCUUGGAGGGAAAUGCCAUCUGAUAGGUCCUUCAAUAAUUAGACAGAUAAAGUUCACCGAACAAUUUUCAAUUCCAGUUGAAGCUUCUUCUCUUUCACAUCAGCCCCAGAAUCAAGAUUAUGAAAACAUUCUUCAGUCAGAAUCAGAAAAACCGAAAGUAAUUCAGACAAAAAGAUGUCUCUCUUGUGGUCAAGUGGAAAACGAGGAAGACGAAGUAUCUGUAGUGAACCUGGGCAGAAUAAGGGCCAAAGCUUACUCAAUUCUGAUCAACCUAAGGAAUAGCGGAUGGAUAGAUAAAAGGACCAGGGAAAUCGCUACUCACUUUGUCCUUUACAACCCUCCCACCAAUCUCUUUACCAGUGUAUCCUUAUUGGCAGAGGUGUUGCCCACAGGUGACAUCAUUACAUCAUCUCUUGUGGAGUCAUUUAGCAUCUAUCACUUUCACUCUGCUCUGAGUUACUGCAUCCUGUUUUCUGAGUUGGUUUUCCUGGUAUUGAGCCUCAUUCACCUCUGCUUUCAAAUAUUCAUUAUGAUUCAAAAAGGUAUCCUUAGCUACUGGCAAAACUCAAGGAACUGGCUAGAGAUGUGCAUAAUUGGAAUGAGUCUUUCUUAUUUUGCACACUCCAUUUUUCAUUUUAUCCUUGUGGUGGAUGUGAUUGACCAGUUUCACAGGGGAUUUUUCCAAGUAUUUGUGGACUUCGAUCCUAUUUUAUCCUGGCACCAGAGGAACCGAUAUCUUCAAGGAAGCCUUUUAUUCCUCUUGUUAAUAAAAUGCCUUCAUCUCCUUGGCAUUUACAAAGCAAUUGCUCCCAGCUUGACUAUGAUGCGACUUUCCUUCUCUAACAUCAUUCUUCCACUGCUGGCUGGUGUCCUGUUUACAGUGGUCUACUCAUACCUUGGGCGAUUUCUGUUCUCAACUCAUGCUUUUCCAUUUAGAAGCUUUGCAGACUCCUUCCAAAUGCUGCUGUUGUGUUUUCUGGGAACCAAUGAGAAGGGAACAUUCUUUAGUCUUUACAAGUCUAAUCAGUAUACCACAGUUUAUUAUUAUGGGACCCUGUUCAUAGCAGUGAUCAUUUUGUGGUCUGGAAUAUUGAAAGGAGUUCUCAUUGCUUUUAGGCAAGAUGCAAAGAGAUCUUGUAGAAGUCAACCACUGGUGAGAUUCAAAGAGGUUGCUGACCAUAUUUGGGAGAAGGUGCUCUCCUCCCUGGGAAUACAAAGACCAUUGUUAGCAGUGGCUGAAAUUAUAGAGGACAGUAAUUUCUAUCUGGAUGAAUUUGAAAAUGUGUUGGAUGAACUUCUGUUGAGAGUUAAUAGCUUAUACUACAGCCUUCAUUGCUCUCCUCUAGAAAAAUCACCCAGAGACCAAGAAGAGGUUGAUCAAAAAGACAAGACCCUGGCUUAUUAUCUCAGCUCACCUUCUGUGGAAAGCAACAGAUAGCUUUGCCAUUUUUAGGUCAUGUAUUUCUUUGCACCCUUGCCAGUGGACUAUGGUGAUGGUGGCUAUUUUUCUUUGAAUUUAUUGGGUGGUAUGAAAUCAUUAGUUUUUCAUGUCCGAUGACUUCUUGGUAUGAAAAGUUAAUAAAAAUUCCUAGUAAGUUUGUAUUACUCAGAAAUUUAGAACAUUUUCCAAUUAUCAAUCAAAACUUUAUAUUGUCUAUUUCCAUUAACAGAAUAUAAAGUCUUUAAACAUGAGUGUGUGUUUUUUGUGGACAUUUUUUGUCCUCUGUAAUUCCAAGGCUCUAAUUUAAUAAAUGUAUUUAAUUAAAUAAAUGAAAAUGAAUAUCCUCGGAGCAACAAUAUUGACAUCUUUUGCAUGUGUGCACACUGUAUUAUUUCCUGUGUAGAAUUAUUUUUCCCAGAACCUUUGAGAGAACUAGAGACAGGAAAGCCAGUUUUUCCUGGUUCUCUGAUUGGCUAAAGAGGGCACCUGUGAAUGAAAGUACAUAGAUGGUGGUGCCUAUCACUUCAUACCUCAUUUUUCUGUUAUUUCCUAAAUAUAAAUGGUUUUUUAUAAUUAUAUUUAAAAACAACUGACUUUCUUUGUAAUACUAUGUAUUUUUAAAAUUAUUCUGAGUAGGAAAGCAUACCUUUCACUAAAAGAGGUUCAUGACAUAAAAAUGUUUAAGGCCCCCUAAUGUUAGAAUACUUUUUCCUUAGGGGAGCACAAGACUGCAGUUGUGAGAGGAAAUUAGAUGCUCUGCAGAAAUCCCAACUUGGGGACACAAAAAAUGUUAAUAAUGGCAGUUAGCAUGAUAGUGAUAUGAUCACAUCGAAAUUUGCUAUAGGAUAAUUAAUUCAUCCUUUUAUUCCAUACAUUAAGCUCUAUUUUGAUGAACAAAACACAAUCCUAAUCUUUAGUGUGCUCUCUGGAUAUUUAUAAUAAUCAUAGUGGUUACUGGACACCUAAACCCUUUGGAUAGAAUGGGAAAGGUGAGAAAUGGUUGGAGGGGACCUACUUCUUUUGGAGAUUACCAGUAAUUAACAACUAUAGUAGAUGUCACACUUAAGACUGGGGAAGGAGAAGAAGGUUGCAGUUCAAAUUGAGGUCUGAGCAAAGAAAUAGGAAACCAAACUAAAGUGAAAUGAAUCACUUCCAAAGACAAGAUGUCCAGAAGGCUGGGCAGGAAGUUGUGUUUUGAAACAGAGAACAAAAUACCCAGACCAGAAGAAUAUCUGCAUGAAACAGAAGUGCAAAGCAUGGGCAAUGGACAUGGAUUAUUUUUGGUCUGUUUUUUCCCUACUAGGAAUCAACUGAGAUAAUGAGAUAGUCUUACCAUGUUAGGAGUGCUGUCUCCUCAGUCAGCUGUGGUUGCACAGUGGUAAACCCAGCCUCUUAUACAUUUGUAAAUCACUCUAAGAUUUACAAAGUGCUUUUCUCAAAAAUAACACUUUGAGGGAAAUAGUACAAGUAUAACUGUCCUCAUUCUAUAGAUGAAUAAAUGGAGGUGUCGAGAGCAAAAUGACUUGACCAAUCAGUUAGCACCAAAGCAUUGACUCAAGUCCAAACUUUAACUUCAUUCCCAUGUUCUCCAUUCAAUAUAAAGAUAACAUGCAUGGCCCAUGAUCAAUGACUUUGGGUAUUUUCUUACACUUAUUUGUAUUUUCAGGGCCAGUAGUCAUCACUUUUUAUAAUUCCCAUUGAAUUCUUCUGCUGAUUCAAAACUAGCUUCUUAACAACUGUAGUCCACUUGUCUCAGGUUCAGAUGAGUCUCUCCUCUGCUCACGGAUACUUUCAUUCACCUCUACUUAACCCUUUCUCAGAAUCUCCACCAUGGCUAUUCUCAACCUACUGCUAAAACCCUAAUUAACCCCUCUCCCAUAAUCCUAACAAAUGAUCUCUUCUACUUUUUUUUUACAGGGGGUGUAAAGCUAUCAGACUUCAUCAGCAGCCCUAUUUCACUGCUCCUCUGAUCUCAGUCAUCAUUCUCCUUCCUAAGACCAAUUCCUCUACCUCUGCUCUUAUUCCCACCUCUUCCUGUAUCCUCUGGAACUUUAUUACUUUGAACUUUCCCUUUCUACUUGCUUCUUCCCCAGUGUUUUUUAGGUCUUUUUCCUUUACCCCAUGUUGGGAAUGGGGAAUCUCUGUUUUCUAUCAUCUCUUCUCUGUUUUGUUGCCCCACAUCUCAAAGGAGCAGCAUAUAUUUGUAGCUUCUGUUUUGUCACCGUCCUCUAAUUCUUCAGCCAUUUGUAAUCUAGCUUCUGUCUCUACCAUUCUGCUCAAACUUUCCUCUUCCAGAUUAGUAAUGACCUCUGAGUAGCAAAAUUAGAUGGCUUUUUUCCAUUUUUCUUGACCUUUCUUCUCACCAUUGACCACAUGCCCUGCUUCUUAAUAUUCUCUCUUCUUUUGGUUCUUUAGUACGACUAUUUUCUUGUUCUACCUCUCUUUUGCAACCUUUUUAUCGUCCUCUGUCUCUUAAAUGGAGAUACCUCCUAAGAUUUGGUCCAUAGUCCUCUUUUCUUUGAAUACUUUCUUCAUAAAUGAUCUCAUAUAAUCUCAAA